UGCGGCCAUGUUCUCUCAGUCAUUUUAGUGAUUUGGCUCUAGUAAAUUUGUGUUUCGUGUUUAACCGUGAAUUUAUAUUUCGGCUUUUCAAUGUGUCUGCGAAUGUGAAAUUCAACUAAUUUCUAUUACGCAAAUACCGUAAAAAUGUUUAAUCAUAAACAGAAUAGACAUAAACUCUGAUAUUCGGCCCAUACCUGGUCGUUGCUUCAUUGUUGAUUGAAGACGAUCCUACCCCUCGUGCUAAGCUAAAUAUUUUGGUAUUUAACUUUUUGGCGGAAGCGGAAAAAUUCCCACUGCACAUAGUUCAAUGUGAGAAUUCAUCAAGUUCAACUCAGAAUAGGAAACAACAUCUAGCCAACAUCAACGGGUUUCAUGUAUAAAAUUACAAAAGGGAGUAUCAUAUGACAGCAACAAGAAUUAUAAAAAACAAAUUAAACAGAUUCAAAGCACACAUUGAGGAAAGGAAAAAUCGAGACCACAAGCAUUGCUCGUAGUUCAAAUAAGUCAUUCAACAAAUCUAUAACAGUGCGCUGCACAAUCGCGUAGCAAAUCUGAUUGAGACUGAGCGAAUCAAUCAGCUUCGCAAAGCAAGAGUUCGGCGAGUGUUUUUGAGUGUGUCAAAAUCCUUUAAAUUGGGCAAGAAUGGAGCGCAAGGACGCUACAAUAGAAAAUGCCAAUGGCAAACAUCUGCAAAAGCAACAGUCAAACAAACAGCAACAGGACUCUGAAAAGAAAGUGGAAGAGCAGAAACAGCAGCAGCAACCGGAAAGGACAUCACCAAAGCUGAAUCCACGAGCAGGAUUGAAAUUGGCCAAAACAAAUGGCAGCACAAAAAGACGUGUAUACAAAGUCGUGUUAACAGGCGGUCCAUGUGGUGGCAAAACAACUGGCCAAUCACGUCUGUGCACAUUCUUCGAAAAUUUAGGAUGGAAGGUAUUCCGUGUGCCUGAAACGGCUACAGUGCUCCUCAGUGGUGGUGUUAAAUUCUCGGAUCUCACAGAUAAAGAAGCGCCACCAACGCCAAGCACAUUCAAAUACCAAAGUCUACCAUUCGCUGCACCGGAACACAGUCUAAUUGACUUGACCGCAUCCUGUCCACGCUGCUUGGCCGAUGCUGCAUCCAAACCCAAUGGCAGCGAAGCUUUUAAGUUUCAAGAGAAUCUAAUACGUACAAUGAUACAAAUCGAGAAUACCUACUUUGAAUUGGGACAAUCGAGUCAACGUGAUUGUUUGAUUAUCUGUGAUCGUGGCGUCAUGGAUGCCAGUGCAUAUAUCUCGAAAGAUAAAUGGGAGAAAAUGAUGUCUGCAAACAACUGGAAUCCUGUGGAAUUGCGUGAUAAUCGUUACAAUCAGAUUUUGCAUUUGGUUUCCGCGGCUAAUGGCGCUGAAGAUUUCUACACCACUGAGGAUCAUGCCUGCCGCUCUGAGGGCGUUGACAUGGCACGUGAUUUAGAUUAUAAAUCUGCUGCCGCCUGGGUUGGUCAUCCAUAUUUCGAUGUCAUAGAUAAUUCAACAAAUUUUGAAACCAAAAUGAAUCGCUUAAUUGAGGCAGUAUGCCAGAAAGUUGGCAUCGACAUUGGCGAUCGUCUGCUUGCCACAUCAAGAAAAUUCAAAUUUCUUGUUGCUUCACUACCACCUGACUCUGAAUUUCCACCGUUUCAAGACUUCGAUGUUGUACAUCACUACUUGCAAUCCUCAGGACCGAAAGUACAAGCGCGUUUGCGCAAACGUGGCCAAAAGAAUCAUUGGAGUUAUAUCCACACUAUACGCCGUCCCAAUGUGCAUGGACAGUCGCGCAUUGAGGUGAAGACACAACUAACACAUCGCGACUACAUGAACUUGUUGGCGCAACGUGACGAUGCACAUUUUACCAUCUAUAAGAAGCGCCGUUGCUUCCUCAUCAAUAAUCAAUAUUUCCAAUUAGACAUCUACAAGGAACCAAGCCAUCCACGUUGCAAAGGGCUGAUCCUCUUGGAAACCUACUCAUCACAUAGCGGCGAUGCGCUUAAAAAUUAUAUGCCGAAAUUCUUGAAUAUCGUGAAAGAGGUUACUGGCGAUCCAGCAUAUUCGAUGUUCAAUUUGUCGUUGCGUGAGGACUGGAGUACGACAAAGAAAUUCUGGCACCCUUUGCCUGAAGAGGUAACCGCCACUAACGCCAGCAAAGUAAAGCAAUCGAACGGUGUAUCGAAUAUGCAAUUGGUACUUAACGGGCAUGCCAAGGGUUAAUAAUAAUAAUAAUACUCGUAGUAUGUUUUGCGCCGUUAAAAAAUCGUUUAGAUAAUUUUGUAAGCAUAACAGAUACAUAUUUCCAUACAUACAUAUGUACAAUCAAAAUUUGAUGUCGUCUCACAGCUCAUAAAUAUUUUAGUAAGGUCAGGUUUUAUUUUGUGAAUAUUCUUGAUUAUUGGAAAUCUUUUAAGAUAAUAAAUAUAUAUGUAUAGUUAUAACUGUUUACACAGUACUUUAUGGCUGAAUUAAUUUCAUUGAAAUGAAAGAGAGUAACACAAUUUAUUGACUUCAAAGCUUUUUAACUCAAAAUUGCAUACUUUCAUUUAUACAUACAUACAUACGUAAUUAUAUAACAAGGCUAUGCAGAAGUGAUUAUUUCAUCCAACGUUUGUUUUUUUAGCAAAAUGCAACUAUGUGCUUUAAGUGACUUAAUAUUUUUGAAAUUUUUACUAAAACAAAUCAUGUACUGGAAAAUUAAAAAUUAGAAAACAAAAUCUAUAUUUAUGGUACUUAAACUAAAAUACCAAAUUACACAUUUUACUUUAUUUGUCAAAUUUUUCACGAGUUGGAAGAAUAGUUUAAUUGUGAUUUUAUGUAAUUGUUGUAGAUUUUAGCUGAUAUCUAGGAACGAAAAAAGAGAAACUAAAACAAAGAUAAAAUUAAGUUAAAUCGUCGAAAGCAAAAGGAACGUCAGCAAAGUAUUCUCUGCUGCUGAUUUGCUUACAUACAUACAUAUAUAGACAUUUAUUAGAAUGUGAAAGAAUUAAAUGCACCUAAGCAUUUUAUUGGCUCACCAAUUUGUUGUUUUGGACAUUUUAGGACGUGAUCAUGAUAAUCAUAAAAUUCUUUUUAAAUUUGAUUGUUUAGUAAAUUAUGUUUCAAUUUAAUAAUUUAUAGAUAGAGUGCAGACCAUUAAAUAAAUAUGGUUUUUCAAACUAUUGUAAUAUUGUGUAGAAAAAAAUAUUUCAUAUUUCAAUAAAAUUUGCUAUUGUAUCUGUUAAUGAAGGAAGAAAGUGAGACUGCAUUCGAAAACGCAAUAAAACGAAGUAUGAUCUACAUAUAUAUUGUUUUUCUAAGCCUCAACAGUUGAUAAUGUCCAAUAUGCGGUGCAAAUUUGGCAUUUUUUUCAAAUUAAAGCGACUAAUAUAACACUUUGCCUUAAUGUGUUUUCGAAUUCAUCCAUAAUAUCCGAAAUAAUAUCAUGCCACGCAUCGUUAUAUAAUAAGUCACAAACAAAUGUUAGAAAAAGUAAAUUAAAUAAAUUAAAAUAAAAAGGGGAAAAAUUAAGAAAAUAAAUCUAAAAUUAAUUUAAAUCAAUACAAAAAAGUAAAUAAAGUCACUAGAUCACCAAGCUAAACGAAA
Molecule: messenger RNA, 3591 nt
Organism: Anastrepha ludens (Mexican fruit fly)
Lineage: Eukaryota; Metazoa; Arthropoda; Insecta; Diptera; Tephritidae
Gene: Ttd14
Product: TRPL translocation defect protein 14
Exons: 11
Coding region: 643-2226 (527 amino acids)
Biological process (GO): photoreceptor cell maintenance
Molecular function (GO): phosphatidylinositol binding; GTP binding; phosphatidic acid binding
Source: RefSeq, a predicted model, not a curated record